AUGGCUCACAAGCUCACUUUCACCCCCGUGCUUUUGGCAACAGUACUUGGCAUGAUGCUCUGCAUUUUGGCAACUCUGGUUUCCUCCGGUACUUCUCAAUAUCAACCUCUCUCAGAGGAUGAAAUGAAAUCUCUCUUCACUCAAUUCACUCACAAACACAACAAGUUCUAUCAAGGACCAAAAGAAUAUCAACAACGUUUUGAAAUCUUUUCUCAAAAUGUUGAAAAGAGUCGUCAAAUGAACAUUUUGGAGGGCCGCAACACGUAUGGAGUCACUAAAUUCAGUGAUCUCUCACCUGAAGAAUUUUCCAAGUAUUACUUGAUGAAACCAAAAACUCCACAACAAGUUCGACAAUUAAUGAAUCGAAAUGGAGUAUUGCCAAUUUCUAAAGUUUCACAACAACAAGUUCGUGAUGCUCCAAAGGUAGAACAACAACUUGUGGAUUGUGAUCAUAAUUGUGUCAUUUUCGAAAAUCAACAAUCAUGUGACGAUGGAUGCAAUGGUGGACUUCAAUGGAGUGCCUAUCAAUACAUCAUUCAAGCAGGUGGUAUUGCCUCUGAAGAUGCUUAUCCUUAUUAUGCUGAAUCUUACAAGUGUACUGUGAAAAACUCUCAAUUUGUUGCAAAACUUCAAAAUUGGACCAUGUUAUCAACCAAUGAAACUGAACUUGCAGCUUGGUUGGCUGAAAAUGGACCAAUUGCUGUUGCAUUGAAUGCAGAUUGGUUACAAAAUUAUAAUAAUGGAAUUGGUGAUCCAGCAUGGUGUGAUCCAACGCAAUUGGAUCAUGGUGUCUUGUUAGUGGGAUAUGGAGUGGAGACUUUUUGGUUUGGAUCUCCAGAACCUUAUUGGAUUGUUAAGAAUUCAUGGGGUGAAGAUUGGGGUGAAAUGGGAUAUUUCCGUAUCAUCCGAAAUAAGGGAAGAUGUGGUAUCAACACUGUUCCUUCCACUUCUGUUGUGUAA
Messenger RNA from Naegleria lovaniensis, 960 nucleotides. RefSeq lists its product as uncharacterized. Gene Ontology annotation, cellular component: lysosome. Bases 1 to 960 code for a protein of 319 amino acids. The transcript is spliced from 4 exons. The record is from RefSeq and is a predicted model, not a curated record. Lineage: Eukaryota; Heterolobosea; Eutetramitea; Acrasida; Naegleriidae. Gene Ontology annotation, molecular function: cysteine-type endopeptidase activity.